This is a messenger RNA of Aethina tumida (small hive beetle), 1955 nucleotides long. Its product is annotated as esterase E4. The record is from RefSeq and is a predicted model, not a curated record. Lineage: Eukaryota; Metazoa; Arthropoda; Insecta; Coleoptera; Nitidulidae. Bases 177 to 1883 code for a protein of 568 amino acids. The transcript has 7 exons.
CUAAAAUCAUUGUUUUGCUGAUAGCAAAUUAUAAAAUGUACUUUACUUAGGUAGAGAGAUCAAAGAUUAAAUUUGAUAACCUUGGUUGUGAUACAGUCCCCCACAAUAGUACUAUAUACUCUGCUCUGGCAAAAAGUUAUUUGUGGUUUAGUAUUCGUCUAGUUGAUACUCUCACAAUGUGGCCCCGAUCCAGAUUCCUGCUGUAUAGAGAACGAAUGUUAUUUAACUUUUUUAUUGCUAAGCUUUUGGCCUAUUUUAACAUUUGGAAAACUUCAUAUGUUCAUACCACAAAACUAGGAAAAGUCAAGGGCACUGUAGAAUAUGCCGAAAAUGGAUCGAAAUACUACAGUUUUCAAGGCAUACCCUAUGGAAAACCCAUGCUUGGUGAAAAUCGAUUCAAGACAUCUGAAGCAGCAGGACCAUGGACGGGGACACUGGACGCCACAAAAACAGGAAAAAAAAGCAUUCAAAGCCACAUGGUGUCCAAAAAAUUAGAUGGUGACGAGGAUUGUCUCAACUUAAACAUAUACACCCCGGAGGUUCCACCGGACAGUAAAAAUCUUAGGCCGGUUAUGGUGUACAUUCAUGGCGGCGCUUUCCUUAACGGUUCCAAUGACAAAAUGAUGUACGGUCCGGAUCAUCUUAUAAACGAAGAUGUCGUUUUGGUGGCGAUCAACUACCGUUUGGGUUUGUUGGGAUUUUUGGCUUUUGAAGAUCCGUCUUUGGGAGUGACGGGCAAUAUGGGGUUUAAGGAUAUGGUGCUGGCUUUAAAGUGGGUUCGAGUUAACAUUAAGGAUUAUAAUGGUGAUCCCGACAACGUUACGAUUUUUGGCGAAAGCGCCGGAUCUGUAGCCGUGCAUUUGUUGAUGUUAUCACCUUUAUCGAAAGGUUUGUUUCACAAAGUUAUUGCACAGAGUGGAAGUGUUUUGAAUGGGUGGAGCCGAUGUGAAACAGAUGUUGCACAACAAGCUGCAUCAGCAAUUGGCUUUCAAUCUACCAGUAAUAAGGAAAUACUUGAUUAUUUUAGGACAAUUCCUGUAGACAAGCUUUGGGCAGCUCAACGAGCACUUGAAAAAUGUGAUAAAUUUUCAUGUGUGGACCGUUUUUGUGGAUGGACAAUUGAACCACCAUCUAACACAGCAUUCCUAACAAAAUCACCAAUUGAUCUCAUUACAUCUGGCGAAUACAAUCGAGUUCCUAUAAUGAUGGGCUUUACGAAUUGUGAAGGUAUGUUAUAUGAAGGAGUUGUGUCUGAAAAGAAUAAACCAGUCUAUUGGGAAAAACCUGAAGUUAAUGUGCCCACUCAAUUAGAAUUGGACAAUGAUUCGGCUGUAAAAAAGACUGUAGGUGAAAAAAUCGUUAAAUUUUAUUUAGGAGAGGGUCCCUAUAAUAAAGAGAAUAGUACCAAUUCCUUAUAUGACUUACUGACUGACAAUUGUUUCUCCUGGGGGAUUUACCAGGCAGUGAGACAUCAUGCCAAUCAAUUGCCAAACUCUGUUUAUCUGUACAGAUUUUCUUUAGACACCAAAUUAAACUUCUACAAGCACUUAACGAAAAUUACAAGUCCAGGUACUUCCCAUGCUGAUGAUUUGGCUUAUUUAUUUAACAUGUCUUUAUCAUUGGGUGUAUCCAGACAUUCCCUAGAAGACAUAGCAAGAAAAAGAACUUGUCGAUUAUGGGCGAACUUUGCUAAAUUCGGUAAUCCUACCCCUAAGAAUGACGAUCUGUUAGACAAAUUGUGGUUGCCGGUCACCAAAGACAUUGUUAAUUUUUACGAGAUUUCCGAAGAUCCUCAUGGUGAUGAAAACCCUUGGCCUGAAAGGAUGAACUUUUGGAAUGGAAUAUACAGUAUGAAUGAAAACACAGCCAAAUUGUUAAAAUAAUUAUUUAAAAACAAACAAAUUUGUUGAAAACUAGGUCUUCAUGCAGUAUUAAAAACUUGUUGUGUUAUAUAA